UGGGCUCAUCUGGUUUAGGACGAUGAUAUAUAUUGCUCUCAGGAUAUUGGAUUAGGCGGACUUGGCUUUCCACGGUCAAGUUGCUUUCUUAACGGGCGUAAAUUCAAGUGUUCACACAGUUGUAAAGCUGAUGUUUUUUUUACUAUGAAGUGACCGAUGUAACUCUCACCAAAAUCCUGAAAAGAACGUCUCACUUUAAACUACAUCUUCGGAGCCUUGAGGGAUCCUGGAAGAUCGUUCUCCACCAUUGCACUCUCAAGAUGGCAACAACUGAAAAUAAACAGUUAUCGUAUGGCUGGCUUAGAUUUCGUCCGUCAUGGCUUCAGUUUCUCAACACUCCAAAAUGGUUUCUGUUUUUCUUGAGUCAGUAUUUUUUUACUCAGAGUAUCAUCAUUAAUGGCGUCUAUCCGGGCUCGAUCAGCACAAUUCAGAGGCAGUUUGGCUACUCCAGGUCAGUUCGAUUAAUUGUAUCUUAGAAAGAAAAGAAACGAAACGAUACGAAAUGAAAAUCUCUAAUUUGCCAAAUAGAAAUAUGCUAAUGGUUUGCAAAAUAGAAAUUUCUAGAAAUUACAGAAAAAAUUACAGACAAAUUAUUAUUUUCUAAUAACACUUUUCAUGUGCAUUUCUGGUCUGGUAAGUGUCUUGUCACGCAUUCGAAUUAUUCAUCGACAACGUACAUAGAUUACACCUUAUAGACAGUACAGUUACAGCGUCAACUAAAAUUUCGAAUUACUUUUGCGCUCUAUGGCCUAAACGACGCAUUGAGUUAUUCACGAAUGUAGUGGAGAUUUUGCAAAGUUCACCACGCAGCGUCACAAUUCACCUCGACAUCAAUUCACCUUUUGGGCUUUAGGUUUCACGUGUAGUGUCACGCGACUUUUAAUGUAAACAAAACUUCGAAAGUUCGGACACUGAGUCGAGCUCGCAGCACAUGUGUCCAAAUUUCGGCUUUGGAAAUUUUUCUUAAAUAACUGCCCACUUUCAAGAAACGUUUCUUCACUCAAAAUUGGCAUCUUUCUUUUAUUAUUUAUUUGAUCGUGUGUCAAGCAAGUUGUCAUUCUGCUGCCGUUGAAGCAGAUGCGAAGAAUGUUACAGGAAGCGGUGCGGCAUGGAAAAAUCGAACUAGUUCUGCGUACAGUGAUGUAUCUGAUCAGAUAUUUUCGGGGUGUUGAGUGCGUAGAUUGUUAAAUAAAAUCACUUCUGUUAGGAAAUUAGUGCCCACGAAUCGCUGUAGGACGUAAGGAAGCCUGAAUUCCCACACGCAAUUACGUAUUUAACGUUAAGUAACGCAGGUGGGAAAUUCUGCGAGACUCAUAACAACCUCAAAAAGAGUUAAAUUUAAGAAUGGCAGAUCACAAAAAUAAAGCUGAUUUCAACGCAAUGAGUGUGACCUUAAAAAAUAUCUACAAGAACGGGGGAUUUCAGCGAGCGGAAACUUGAAAACCUCGUUAGUGGAAAUCACUUCCGCAGUCGAAAAAUUGGUUCUGCCAGUGGAUCCAAAUUUCGAAAAGGCGACACCACUGCUUUCGACGAAUACGUAGACACACGAUUAAAGUAUUACUAACUUUCUGUAAUUUGUGACGCCCGAUCUUGGCUUGAUUCAAGCAUUCGUCACUUAUGAUCUCUGACGUCCGUUUCAACAAUAGUCAAAUGGAUAGAAUUCACUAACCUUUCGUUUUCUGCCUGUGCUGUCACAAAUGACAUAUGAUGGGACAGGUUCGUGAUCUUUUCGUGAUCGUUUGUUUUGAAACAAGAGAGAUUUGGCCAAAAUUGGUAGAGAGGAUGUGAUAUACUUGUCUUGGGAUAACAGACAGCAUAAGCGGGUUUACAAAAUUGUUUACCAGCCGGAGGUGCGAAAUAGCGAGCUUUACAAAACAUUUUUCUAACUCGGAAUGACUUUGGUUUUGCUUUACCUCUCUCUGUGAUUAGUCUGAAAAAUUUUGCGCAACCCUAUUAACCUUUUUAAAAACAAAGACAAACAAAAAGAAGCCACGACUGGGUUCUUGAGUUCUCAUCGCGAAGGUUUUCUUUCGUCCUGUCCGGUAGUUGUGAUUCCAUAGCUUUUGGUCCUGAGACACUCUCUUGCAAUUUGCAGUCGUCUUAAAGUACAGUUAAAGAUAGAUAAAACGACCUUAAAUAACUAACAAGAAGAUGGUAUAUCUGCCAUUAAUUGUCAUUGUCUCUUUAACGCUGAAAUAUCUGCCUUGACUAUCCCAGUUAUAUGAUUGGUAUGAUGACAAGCAGUUACGACAUAGCAGCCAUGAUCAUAACCCCUCUGAUCAGCUACAUCGGGGGCUCAAGGAAGAAGCCGCUGUUCUGUGCCUGGGGUUUGUUUACUAUGGGGGUUGGAUUCUUUAUCUUCAUGUUGCCUCAUUUUGUUUCACCUCCAUACCAAGCCACAGGUAGGUGAAUAAGACUGACAUUCACGCAGUUUGCAACCAAGAAUUGAACUUUACUCCGUAGUUGCCCUUUCCCUUCUUUUUCAAUACCUUGUUGCUUCUUUGCGCUUUUCCUAUUGUGCAAGACGUCUCUUGAUAUGUUACCUGCCUUUUUUGCGGCCUCCUCUUCUCCCUUUUUAUCUGAGGCGCUGUGCAGAACCUGUGCACCCCAUCCCUGCCGAAAAACGAUUACACAAUUAUGAGACCCAUUUGUCUCCACGACUUCGGAAAAAACUCGGCCAGAUUGUAUCUUUCUCCUUAAUUUGACUUGGAUUUUUCUUCUUUUUCUGUAUCAGCCAUUAUUACAAAUUUUAACACGAGUAUUACUGACUUAAGCGUCACUGACACCGGACUUUGCUGGGCAAAUCGCACCGAUCAACUUGGAAAAAACCAAUGUAAAGAAGAAACCAAAGGCGGAAACACUCUCUACUAUGCGUUGUUCGUGCUGGGAAUGGUUGUUGCUGGAGCAGGUUGUACUCCAAUGUAUGCGUUGGGAAUCCCAUAUAUGGAUGAAAAUGUCAAAGAUAAGGUGACGUCAAUGUACGUUGGCAUAUUUGUGGCAAGUGGGAUUCUUGGUAAGUUACCAUCAUACUGGUAACUGAUGAUACAUCAUUCUUACAGAGGCGGAACUGAAAUAAAUCAUUUUAGCAUAAUUGGUUAUUCUUUUUUUUCUCAGGCGCUGCUGUCGGAUUUGUAUUGAUCUCCAGGUUUCUUGUGAUGUUCGUUGAACCUGGUGUUCAGACCUCGCUGACCAUACAGGAUAAACGUUGGGUGGGGAACUGGUGGAUAGGCUUUGCCAUAUUUGGUGCGAUCUGCGUAUUCUGGAGCAUUUGGUUACUAGGAUUCCCAAAGGAGUUUCCUCUGACAAACAAACGACGAGAAUUAGAAGUAUCUGCCACAAACACUGCGAUCAGCACGGUAGGUGAAUUUUAAAGAUCUUUCCACUGGUGGUGAUGCUGAAGUGAGAAGUCACGCUCGAACAAUGGCGCACUCCGCCCGUUCUCUGCGUUGUGGAGAGUUCUGAUACCCCUCUCCCCCUCACCCUCCCCCACCCCCCGUCCGCCUAACGGUCUCCGUAUGUGGAGGCUGCUUUGCAUAGAUGAUAUUGAUAUUUAUGAUUGUUUAACGCACAAAAUAAAUGCACCAAAACUUGACGCAAUUCCAGUGCAAAGAGAAAACGCACUUGUAGGGAAUUGUACCCCUUUUUACAACUGGUUAUCGAAGCAUCAGUCAUAGCCCCCGAUAAAUUUUUUUUCUCCUUGAUUAUCUAUACUCGCGCCAACAUUUUCUACAACAAUUCAACCCAAUUCAUCAAUUUUCCUUCGGUUGAGAAUCUGAUAUUUUUUGUUUCCUCUCAGACCAACAAAGAAGAUAGAGACAGUAAUCAUGAAUCUAUUCCAAAAGAUGAUAUUGGAUUCUCCAGACUGAAAGAUCUUCCUAAAGCUACAAAACUGGUAUUUUCUAGUCUCCCGUUCCUUUUCGUAACUGUGGGGGCAUGCCUGGAAAAUUUCCUUGUUGCAGUUAUCGGAGCGUUUCUACCAAAAGUGAUUCAAACACAGUUUUAUCAACCCCCAGCGAGAGCAGCUCUGCUCUAUGGCUUGGUAGCAGUACCAUCUGCAUUUUGUGGAAACAUGUUGGGUAAGUCAAAAGCUGAUUCUAUCACAUGUUACUGAUAUGGAAAGGGGGGGGAGGGGAUCAGAUGCUGUAAAUCGAGUCCCUGAUGCUCCGCCUCUUUGCAAAUCCUGCAAGGUGUCUAGAUGACGGUCUACACUAUCGUGCUUUGACAUGCGCCCCUGACCGUUUAAUAUGCGAUCUCCUUACUUUUUUUUAACUUUUACAGGAUAAAUUUACUGCAUUUUUAGGUUUGGUAGCUUUGAAUUAAGAUUCAGAAAGCUUACAACCAACUUUCCUCUUGUUGCAGGAGCUUACAUCAACAAACGUCUGAAACUUAACCUGACUGAUUCCGCCAGAAUGUGUUUUAUUGUCGCUUUGUUGGGACUCGUUAGUUCCAGUGCAAUCGUCCUCAAAUGUGACACACCAAGUAUAGCGGGUGUUAAUGCCCCAUAUCCCAACAGGUGAAAACAACAACAACAAAAAUAACACAGGGCUCCUGUAUCCUUUCUAUGAGUUUCCGCAUGUCUUAACUGCGGGCAUGCUUCAUCCGAUCAUGAUGCGCGAAUCAAAUUUUGAACUCACAAUCAGCGACAUUAGCUUUGAAGUCGCAAUAUUCUUACAAAAGCAAACCAAUUUUCUCCUUAAUGUCAUUCUUCUAACCCCUCUCCCCCCGGGGGCCCUAUACCAUGUUACACUUUGUUUUCUGAGAUUGUGCAACUAUCGGUAGGGGAAAAGGAGUACGGUAACGAGCUGCACUAAUUUCUAAUUUCUUAAAAGUGGCCACAUGGGUGUUCUGUGUCAACUUAUGUUGUCGCCAUGUUGGUUAUAUUCCUCUCAAAAACCGUGCUUCUUAAUACCAUAAAACAUCACAUUUCAUACGCACACCAAGUCGCAUCAUAUUGGUUACUUCUUGGAAGAAAUGAAUGUUCAUAAUGGGCGGUAAAUAUCAUUUUUGAUCAUACUCUUGAUCCUUAGUAGUUCCGAUCCUCAUCAGCUCUCAGCGCCAUGUAACCAAGCCUGUAACUGCAGUCAAGUGGCUUAUACUCCAGUUUGCGAUGGACUGCUGAACUAUUUUUCACCGUGUCACGCGGGCUGCCAUAGAAUGAAUACAACAGAAAAGGUACGAUAUACAAUGUACCAUGCAGUCAAAGACAAGUUUUUACAAACAUUUUGCUUACAUUACGUAUAGAAGAACGCUUUUCAUCACAUGAAAGAAGCACCACUGAAUGCAGAUUUAAAUGAAGAGGUCUGUUUCUUAUGUCAUGCAGUAAUCUUCAUUACUGACUGCCGCGUUCUUUCCUUCCCGGCUAGAUCAAUCCUUUUAUGAGGAGAAUUCCGUUGUUUAUCAAAACUGUCCGGGCAAAUCAGUUUAUUCCCAUGUGGUUUUGUUCAUUUUGAUAUUGUUUCAAUAAAAAUUAAAGUGAAACUCUCAAUGAGAAAUGGCCUACUUUUUGUGAAAUGCAUGCUCUCACUAAGUAAUUUUGAUUUACGAUCAAUUCCCUUAAUAGUGUAAUUUUGCUGUUUGUUCUUGUUAAAGGGUUCUACUUCUUACUCCAACUGCGCUUGCGCUGCAAAAUCUGGCGAGAGCGCUGGACAAAUGAAGAAAGGCAACUGCUAUAUCGAUUGCGGGCUCAAGUUUCUACUGUUCAUGGCUGCCGUAGUUUUAACCCCUUUAUUUACGCUUAUGAGCAAUACUCCAGCGUUGGUAGUCACCUUGAGGUACGCAAGCAACCUUCCGAAGUACUACUUGGAUUUGCAUGCGAUUUCAAAGGACGUUACUGAUUGUAUGUUAUAGGGGAACAUUGACAAAGAGUUAGCAAAAGGCGUCCUUGGUAGAUCUUACCGCCUAUGGAGUCAGAAUUCAAUUACCACAGGCAGCAUAUUUCGAAGAAAAGAUGUUAGAUUCAUUUGUGACGAGAGUGUAACAUAUGUAUUUGAGUUUGUAAUGAGUACUCAACCCCGAGAGCUUUCGCUCGAGGGUCAGAUUUUCUAAUCAAGGCGCAUCAGGGAACUGUUCAUGCAAGUUGGGUCAUCUGUGUACUGUGUGCUUGUAUCUAAAACGCUCAGUGUAUACCGCUAUCUGAUGGUUUUUUAAGCCCACAGUGGGUGUCUAGUGCAGUAGAAAGGAAAGGAAGAUGUUAAAUUCCGAUUCCUUUGGUCCAACGAAGAAAAUCAUUUUCAUUUCAGGAGUGUACCACCUGGUCAGCAGUCAUACGCGUUAGGACUCCAGAUGGACCUUGUGAGGAUCCUUGGGGCCAUACCGGGGCCAAUAAUAUUUGGGGCCCUCUUGGACAAGACAUGCAUACUCUGGAGCUCAAGGUACUCUAAUGUUAUGUCCCAUUGUAUAUAAUCGAUCGCGGGGCAAAUAUUUAUUUUGAUGUUUAGCACUAGUUAUCAGGGCCAUUGUUUAGGGGUGACUAGUGUUAACUCGUUUUCGUCUGAUACUAUUCAGUGGUAACCGGUCGUUUCGCCUGCGAGUCGUUUCGCUAAAGCAAUAAACCAAAGUGCACCUAAAAAGUGCCGGAACUAAGUGAAUCUUACGCAAAUUAUGCAAAUGCGAAUGCAGAAGAGACGUCAGUGAAAUAACUUAGAAGGCUAAAACGUUAGCGAAAUAUAUGAUCAAUGAGACUUUAGCGCACUGACCUGAGACGUAAGCGAAACGACGUCAGGCGUUGGCGAACUGGUAUAGCACCUUCGCCGUUCCUCAACCUAUUCUCUAAAAGUGUUACGCUAUUGUUCUUGAACCCAAAAAUUCCUUUACAUUUUUCUGUAUGGAAAAUUUCUUUUCUAGUUUUAGCUUAAGGGUCCAGCCACUUUCAGAAAACGAUCAAGAAGUAAUGGGAGGUACCGGAUACUUCUCGGUACCUCCUGUAAACGUGACACCAACUCCGACGAUUUGUGGUCGUCGAUUACCUAGAUGUGGUUUAAAAAAUUGCAUGUAUCAUUAUUUUUUCUGUUAUUCCUAAAGGUGCGGUGACCAGGGGUUUUGCCAAGAGUACGACCAUGAUGGGCUUGCACGAGUUCUGGUCGCAGUAAUGGCUGUCUGCAAAUUUAUCGCCACCACAAGCUUUUUUCUGUGUUGGUUCUUUUGUCGACAAGGAAAAAGCACGGACAAAAAUACUACGAAGGAGAAUGACGGAGAAAGUUUUGUUUGGCCCGAAACAUCUAUGUAAGGACUUUAUUUUGCUUUCGAGCAGCCUCGAAACUCAGGUGGAUCAUGCACCUCAUCUGUACAUGAUCACAUGCAUUUGAAACUAAAAUUACAUUGGUAGCCUUUUUGAGGAGCUGACCAGUAAAAAGACAUUAAAGCUUGGAUUUCACAUUUUUUUUCUUCUUAUUCAAUCAAGUCAGCUUCUUUCUUCAUUAAAAUGAUCCUAAUAAACCAUAUGCGACUGAUCCGCCAUAUUUACUGAUAUCAUAUUUGUAUUUUUCUUUGGUUCUUUUUGUUUUCAAUUCAGUUUUCAACCUUAGGCUAUUCUAUCUGCGUUUCAAAUCGUCGUCGUUCCUUUUUACUUUGUCAGUGUUUUAUUUGAUUCGAUAGUUUCACAUAAUCACUGUAUCCCGUCUGUAUAGCAAAAUGAGGGGCGUGGUUGGCAGAGAUUCCUUAAACAAAUAGUCCGACUUCUCUUCUGAGAAGAGUUUGGAAGUAAGAAUAAUUUUUUGUAGAGUAGGAAUAAAGGAGAUCUGAGAGAAGUGAAUUUUACGAGGUAGUUCUAAACCUGUUGAAAAUAGACCCUGUUGGACCAUUGGGAAAUUUUCCACCGCUGUCAUAUGAUUCUGACCACUGAUAAACGAAAAACGCUUUACUGUACUUGUCACUUCAUGGAGAAUCCGUUGAGUUACAACAGAAAAGAUGAACACUUACUAUCAAAAGCCACUAGUGUGCUCAUACUCGUCUUUGACGACACAACUGAGCAACGGAAAAUGUUUUUCUUUAGAUGUACGAAUCAUGAAACCUUACCUGAUUUGUUUUCAAUAUUUGAAGUUUACUUUCACUUAUGUCUUAGACCAUUGUUAAUGAAAAGUAGUUUAUUAUUUAGGGGCGACGCAACUUUUUGUCGAAUUAGAGACACCCCGCUAUAAAAACCGCAUUACUCACAUGUAGAACGUGGAAAAAUAAACAUG
Pocillopora meandrina is the source of this 8177-nucleotide messenger RNA. The record is from the annotation of a GenBank genome assembly. Lineage: Eukaryota; Metazoa; Cnidaria; Anthozoa; Scleractinia; Pocilloporidae.